AAACAGCAUAACCUAAGAAGGGGAAUUUCCCUCACAGAGCCGAGAUGGACGGGCCGAGGAAGAGUCACUUGAUUCGGUGUGCUGUAGUUUUUUUCCUUCUGCCUGCUUUAGUCUUUUCAUCAUGCCCUCCUGGAAUGUUUCAAUGUUUAAACGGUAAAUGCAUUGACAAAGGCUGGUUCUGUGACAACCAAAACGAUUGUGGAGACAACUCUGACGAAUAUUUCUGCAGCAAUCAAUACGAAUUUCGAUGUCCACCUCAUUGGAUGUUUUGUGGAAGGAAGUGUUAUCCGCCUGCUUUCCGAUGUGAUGGAAAAGUUCAUUGCGAUGACCAAGCGGAUGAAAAAAAUUGCGAAAAUACUAAUGGAACAAAAUCGAUAGCCAUCAGUUCGAAACACAGCUUGGUCGACUGGUUUCUAAGAAGGAGGGAAAAUGGAACGACCAGCAACAAGUGGGGUCACGAAUUACCCAGAACGGCAGUGGCACUUUUUUUAUCAGACCCAGCUUUCUUCGCACCAGGAAACCUCACCGCUCAAGAGAUGGCCUACGAACUCACUAUCCAAUUGCUGUCUAAGUUCUCUCAGAACAGAACAUUGUCUUCUGCAGAUCUAGCUUUGUACAUCAACGCAAUGCUGGUAACUUGCAUCGACCCCAGAAAUUUUCAUGGACAUGACCUAGUAUCUGAGUUGCGAAAGAGUGUGGAGGAAGAAAAGUUCACAAAUCCCUUUGAAAUUAUCGCGCUAUGUAAUGCCGGAGAUACUAUGACUUCCAAAGAUGUUGGAAGAAUUUUGACAGCUUAUAACUCUGAGCACAGACCUUUCUGGAUAGAUAUCCAAGCUCUCUCUGCCAUGGCCCUGGUAUGUCUCUCACAACAGCCCACCCUAAAUGUGGAACAAAGGAAUCUACGCGAUAUGGUUUUAGAACUAAAGAAGCUGCAGCAUUUAAAUGGAACAGUUGAAAAUUUGAGGACUACCGCUGUCGUGCUUCAAGUCCUGAAUGCAGUCAAAAAUUUUGGUUCAGAUUUUGAUUACGAAGCCGCCAUAGAAGCGAUUUUACAACAACAGAAAGAUGAUGGAUCCUUCCCAAAUUUCCUGGAUUCUUAUUAUAUCCUGCCAGCCCUCAGCAACAACAGUCUCGUCAGCAUCAAUACCAGUCAUUGCCAGAACUCGCAAAUUACAGGCGAAGAAGCUUUAAAGAAACUUCGGAGCCAAAGUGGGAAGCAAAUCCAGGUGCACUAUUCAGUUUUUGUUGAUCAGGAUAUGGACUUCGUUCGCACGUGGAAGCUGAAAGUACCGGUUGGAAGUACUCUGUAUAAUGUGAUGGAAACCAUACAAGAGCUGGAUGAUAGAUUUAGGGUACAAUACAACGUUUUUAAUGGGAAGCCUUACCCCUACGCGAUGUUCAACCUAGAAGAUGAUCCAGAGAGCGGACUAUAUUGGUUCGUCUACAAAAGGAGUUCGAGAUCAAACGCUCCGCAACUUAUGGAAGCUAGUCCCGUCGAUAUUCAGAUUCGAGAGAACGAGGAACUGAUCCUUUGGUACAGAAAUGGGCAUUGGAAUGAUCAUCAAACUGCUCUGAACGUGACGUCUACAAGUGAAUCUCCGUAAAAUUCAGCACCCACUCCCUCGUCAAUCGCUGAUGCUACUGUUGCCUCAACUUCAAUUUCAUUUCCUAGAUUAGAACCUAAUUAUAUAUAUGUAUGUGCUAAAAAUAUAUAUGCCGCAAAAAAAAUGAGGAAGCUUUUUAUAACGCAUCAGUAAAUAUACAUUU
Molecule: messenger RNA, 1767 nt
Organism: Uloborus diversus
Lineage: Eukaryota; Metazoa; Arthropoda; Arachnida; Araneae; Uloboridae
Exons: 10
Coding region: 45-1604 (519 amino acids)
Biological process (GO): cobalamin transport
Molecular function (GO): cobalamin binding; protein binding
Source: RefSeq, a predicted model, not a curated record